AUGCAUUCAAUACGACUUCGAUGGGGUUUUACAUCAGAUUCCCAUGCUCAGAUAGAUCUCCAGCUAUGUCCUCAAGGUGCCAUCACAGUUCGAGACCCUAAAUGGCCAAAUAUAUCGCCAAGUUUCGAACUCUUUGCUGAACUGACGAGUAAUACUGGAACAGCAGAAAUAAUACAGACGUUCGGUAAUCGACGAGAUGCAGUCACGCAAAUUGCAAACGGAGAGACUAUCUUUGAAUAUUCGUAUUUUGAUACUAAUGAACAAUUCGAUAUUUUAAACAUGGUCACCGAUGGUCAAAUUCUGCCUGUUUGUCUUCGUCAAGUUAUCGAACCUGUAACAACUACUUCGACUAUUCAAUCGGCGAUCUUUGUCAAACCAUCGGUUCUUCUUGGAUACGAUGCUCGAAAUGCGAUUAAUCCAAAUUUUGGUUCGCGAGAAUGUCACAGUCACAUGCUAUGUCAUGUGUGGAUUGGCGAGAAUGCACGAUCGAAUCAAUCCGGAUUUGAACGUCGUGAAUGGUACUGGGCUUAUCAAUUCAAUAAUCAGACUAUCGAACCAUGGAUACCUAUUCGUUUAGUCAAUACCCGCUUGGAUGCGCAGCACAAACCGAUAGCACUUAUGGAAACCAAUUUAUACAAGUACCGAACUAAUCCAUUAACUGAAUUUGAGGUUGAUGGUACAAUAGCCGAUUGCUAUCGUGCCCUUGGACCUACAGAAAAGUUCUACUAUGGCAUCUUCGACUUUGUCAUUGAUAAUCGAGAUGAGCAAGCCGUUCAAAACUAUUCUACUUAUCUAAAAUUAAUCGUCUGGCAGACACUCAUCGAGACCCUCAACAUUCGCCCUAUUCGCAUGUCAAAUGUCUUCAUUGAUCGCAAUAAGACCGACUUGAUUGUUACUUUCACCUUAGUCGACAAUCCACCAUUCUAUGGUCCGGUCGCAAAUCCACUCAAGGAGCCAUCGUUACAUGCAGUAGUGACAAAUUUGCGAACGUUGAUCGAUACGAAAAAUAUUAGUUUUGUUGCAAUCUAUGGUGAUUCUCAAGAUGUUCGAUUAUAUCCCAAACCAGGCUCAUUGAAUGUUAUUGCACGUACUCCAACAACUGUACUUACCAAUAAUAUGACGCCAAGAAUCAUGGAAACGUCUGAUUUCUUCGCACCUCCUCAAGGUACUUUCUGUCCAAAUAUGGAACCUAACUUGGUUAGUUUAUCAGAUUCGGGUAUCGAAUGGCCACUACGUUACACUGUUCGAAUCGCUACAACGACGUCACGUGGUGUUCGUCCGAAUUCGUUGCGUUUGCGUGUCGAUAAUAAUGUGGAUACGAAACGGGCUCGCUUUGACUACAUGAUCGAUGAUGAGAAUAAUUAUGAAACAGUUAUAAUCGACUAUCGAGAACAAAUCAAAUAUGUGAUUGAUCAAACACGUGAGACUAUACUCGAUCAACCGCCAAAAAAUGCUUGGCAACACAGAGGAACUCGACUUUGCCGUGGUUCGACAAUGCACUGUGUAAUUUAUACCAUGUUACUGACCAAUUAUCCACCGAUGAUGAAUCCAGAAACUGGCAUGCCCAGUGGUCAGAAUUGGGAUGAGACACAUAUUGAGUAUGCCUGGUCAAAGCGUGAUUCAGUAUUUACUCCACAAGCAAACAAAUCAAAGGUCUUGGACUAUCCAGUAUCACUUUUUCUACGAACCUAUCAAAGGACAACAACUUCGACAGGCACAGAAUAUCGUUCUGAAGAAAUUGAAUAUGAAUUCUUUGAAAUGUCUACGGAUUUACCUAACGAUGGUUUCGAUGUUAGUGUUUGUUAUCGUUCUCGUGAUUGGCCCUAUCUACAUCUUGCAUUUACGGUCAAGCUGAAUAAAGGUAAUAUGGCCGACAGCAAUCAUCUCAAUCGCAAAGAAUUGUACGAUCGUUUUCUUCUCAUGCUUCAAACAGCCAUGACACCGAUCAGUUCGACACGUAUUCAUCAAUUAGAAAUCGAUCAUGAUAUCACCUCAGCUCUCGAUACACUCUACAUCAUGUUUCUUUUGCUUGGUCCUGCUCCUACAGCUGAUCCAAUACCGGGCGAUAUAUUAUUGACAACGCCGAGACCGAUUGAUCAGCUCAGUGUUGAAGCAGCUCGCGAACAACUUAGAAAUCCUCCAGAUCACGGUGGUCUGGGUGAUAUUCAAAUUUAUUCUGAAUACAUUGUUUAUGUCAUUCGAGAGAUGUACGAGCGAGCAAAUCGUCGUCGUGUGAAUAUUAUCGGUCAUUCUCAGGGCGAUAUGACUCCUCAGUGGGCAUUUCGAUUUUGGUCAGAUACACGAUCGAUGGUGAACAGCAUGAUCUGUUUGGCAAUGACAAAUCAUGAAAUUGACAGACAGUUGUCAAAUGAUGAUUUAUCAUCCUGGACACCUACACGUUGGCAAUUUUCACAUGGUUCACAGGUUAUGUGUGCUCUCAACUCCUUUCGAGAAGCGUUUGAUGAUCAAAUAUUCUAUACACAAAUCAUGACACGUUAUGACAAUACUCACUAUUAUACCGCUUAA
Rotaria sordida is the source of this 2526-nucleotide messenger RNA. The record is from the annotation of a GenBank genome assembly. NCBI's taxonomy places the organism in Eukaryota, Metazoa, Rotifera, Eurotatoria, Philodinida, Philodinidae.